AAAGGAACGUAACUGCCAUGGGCAAACUUUAAUUUAUUGGGACAUCCAUUGUCAAUUUGCUAUACAACAUAUUUACUUCAGAGAAACUUGUAUUUCUAUAUACAUAGUACAGACUCCAAGAUAUUUAACUGAUUUAGCUUAAAACUUCCACAACCUAAGACUCAUCAUAGAGACACAUAAACCUUAAAACUUACAAAAGGAAAAUAUUUACAGCAAAACAUAAGUAGUAGUAUAUAAUAUUAGGCCAAAUAGUCAGAUAAGAGAUACUAUUUGGGUCCCCAGAAGAUAAGAUGCAUAAUUUUUUCAGUCUUUUCAGCUUUCCUAACUCUGCGCUUCUGAUCAUCCAUGAAUGCUUUCUUCCCUGAAUCUCCGCUACCGGAAAACCAUAUCAACCGGUUUCCGUUGCCGGCUUCCGAUGAGGAACUCGCCGGAGAAGGCUUGAUUCCUGCUACAAUCAUGUUUUUCAUGUAGUGCGUUUUUGGAACUAGUCUAAUUUCCUUUUCCUGGGAAAUUCUUUAAGGGGAGGGAACUAACUACUUAUCUAAAACAACGCAAGGCUAGAUUUGAAAUCCUACUUAAUUUGUAUGCGCUUGUAAGUUGUUACACUUGGUUUAGGUUUUGGUUGCUAGAACUAAGUGGAAAUGCACAUGGUUUUGCUGGCUUAUAAAGGCAUGGGCUUCAACACGUGUGAGUUUUCUUUAAAAACUUUUAUUAUAAAGAAACCAGUGGUUUUGGUCCGCAGAUUUAUUUAACCAUAUUUUCUCCAAGAAUAUAUGCCUAUGGAAUUUUGUAAAUAUGGAAUUGUCAUGUGGUAUCAUUUUUUAUUUCAUAUGACUAAAAAUUCUUUUAUUUGUGGAAAGUAGCAACACGAUUUUUCCAAUAAUGUACUGCAACAGAUUUGUUUAAUGUUUUAUUACUUUAGUACUACUAAUGAAUACGACUGUUUCCUAACAAUUGUUGAAUUGAAAAAGUAAAUCACAGUUAGGUAAACUUUAACUAAGAUGUUUCCAAUUAAAAUAUUGACAUUUUAGUAAAUGAUAAAACGAAUCUCUUGAACCAUCCAGGUUCGGAGCUCCUAAACUUACUGAGGGCUACUUUCGAAAGGUCCAAUAGAAAACCAGCUGCUGUGGUCCUACAUGUUUUCUUCUGAAAAAUAAUGUAUAAUCCAGUAACUAAAUUAUACAUUCCCUUUUUCUUCAUUCAAGGACAAAGUAACUAGAAAACCAGUAGCUGCAAUAUACAGCGUACGCAGUUAAUUAGCUAAAAGAGCCACCGGAUUAUCACUCUUUACUCUUUAGGCUUUAGCUACUCCCACGUCUUUUUUCUUCAGUAUCUAUAAAUUUAGCCUAAGCCCGGAACUCUAAGCAUCAUCUUCCAAGCCAACAAAUUUACUCAAGCAAGCAUUCAAAGGAACAGAAAAACAAUCGCAGGAUUCAUUGUCAAAACCUAAAAAGAUAUUUAAAGAAAGUUGUUACAGAAGAGACCAUGAGUUCAAGCAGGAGAGCGUGGAUAGUAGCAGCCAGUGUUGGAGCAGUGGAAGCCUUAAAAGAUCAAGGUUUCUGUAGAUGGAAUAAUUACCCUUUGAGGUCCUUAGCCCAGCACGCCAAGAAUAACAUGAGAUCUUACUCUCAAGCUAAGAAGCUUUCUACUUCUUCCUCCUUACUGAUUGCAAGGAGUGAGAAGGCAAAGCAAUCUGAAGAAUCUUUGAGAAAAGUUAUGUAAUUGAGCUGUUGGGGUCCCAACUGAUCUUCUUUCCAGAUACCUCAUUUCUCAUUUUUGCAGGGUCGAAAGGAAGUAAAAAAGAUGUACUUCCCCUAAGAUUGUGAAUAGAAUUCUUAGGUUAUGCCACCUCUAUAGGAAGAAUGUAAAUCGAAAUCAGUCUUAGGAUGACAAGUAAAAUUAAGAAGUACUGUUGAUAUUUUGAUGAAAUGUAAUGAUCUGUCACAUCAACUAGUAUUUUGCAUCACUUCAACAUGCUUGCAGAUAGUACUCCUUAAUUUUCUUAAAAAAUCUACAUAUACAAAUGAAUUUUCAGCAAAUGUAGAGAUGUCUCGUCUACGGUGGUCUUGAUGUGAAACCAAGAACGAAUACAGCAGUAUUUAAAGAAGUACAAAUUAUCAAAAUGGUGCAGAGAUUACUUAGCCGUGUCCAUUGCAGGUCCAACAAGUGUGCAGUUUGUGUCCUUUCCAAGUCUAUAGAGAAAAUGGUGUUUCUUUCAGAUACGUAUAGAACCGAUCUUAUGUUAAAGCACACAUCUGUACUCUCAAGUUCGAUCAUAAACAAUGAUUUUGCCCUUUAGGUUC
This is a messenger RNA of Nicotiana tabacum (common tobacco), 2303 nucleotides long. The record is from RefSeq and is a predicted model, not a curated record. Lineage: Eukaryota; Viridiplantae; Streptophyta; Magnoliopsida; Solanales; Solanaceae.